Messenger RNA from Colletes gigas, 4956 nucleotides. RefSeq lists its product as uncharacterized. Bases 1 to 4956 code for a protein of 1651 amino acids. The record is from RefSeq and is a predicted model, not a curated record. Gene Ontology annotation, biological process: DNA integration. Gene Ontology annotation, molecular function: nucleic acid binding. The transcript has 2 exons. Lineage: Eukaryota; Metazoa; Arthropoda; Insecta; Hymenoptera; Colletidae.
AUGCGGAUGCCAGUAUGCGGAUUCUGCACUGGGGCACACAGUCUGCCUCAAUGCACCAAUUUUCAAGUGCUGACGCCAAAAAUGCGUCACCACUACGUGCAGAACCGCAUGGCCUGUGCGCUAUGCCUCGCAUUUUCUCAUACGGCAUCACAAUGUCAGAGACCCCAGGUAUGCCAUCGGUGUAGGGGGAAGCAUCAUACCCUCCUGCACUAUGAUGGACUGCGGGAACAAAAUAAUCCGAGGCCGCAGGCGCAAAGUGCAUACGGCCAACGUGACGAGAGCGAUUACAACGCUCAUCCACGAAGUACGGCCGUAUCGAAGCCGAAAGGAAAACCUUCGACUUCGAAGGCCUACAAGAAAUCGGCCUCGACAUCACACUGUACCGCGCUCGGUACAGGCGCACCGAGGACCGUGCUGCUAGCCACGGCACGAGUACGCGUGUUCGGAGAGAACGGUGCAUCGCGAAUCGCGCGAGCACUGUUAGACCAAGGAUCGGAGACGUCAUUCGUCUCCGCAGGUCUGGCAAACGACCUCCGAUUGAAACGCGUGCGUACCCCAGCCACGGUAUCGGGCUUGGGGGGCGGCCAGACGCAGCAAAUAAAAUAUAGCGUCGGUUUAAACCUCGGCUCGAUAAACGAGUCGAAACCGAUAUGUGUCGCUCAAGCGUACGUCGUGCCGAAAAUCACGACCUACCGCAACACGUCGGCGAACGCGCGUGUUUACAGUGCGUUCCGAGGUUUACCGUUAGCCGAUCCAGAAGCCAGGGCCGAUCCUACGAUCGAAAUUCUGAUCGGAGCGGAUUUAUAUGCUCAGGUGAUUCGUUCGGGCUUCCGACGAGGGGCGAAUGAAGGUCCGAUCGCCCAAGAAACGGCGUUUGGCUGGGUUAUAUCCGGCCCUAUACACGCUGAAGGCGACGGCCGGAAUACGGUAAGAACGCUGCAUUGCACCGUUCUCGAAUCGCUGGAUUACGCAAUUCGACGAUUCUGGGAAACCGAAGAAAUCCCCACGACCUCGGUGCGGUCCAAGGCGGAAGAAGAGUGCGAAGCACUCUUCCGAAGAACCGUCGAACGGGACAAAACCGGACGGUUUAUAGUCCGAUUGCCCUUGAAUCACCCGAGACCGGACGAAGCGUUAGGAUACUCGUUCCACAUAGCGCUGUCCGCUCUCGCGAGGAUGAGGCGUAAACUGGAGGCGGAUACGACCCUCGACAGAGAAUACUCUGAGUUCCUCGCGGAGUACGAGUCCUUAGGUCACAUGACUCGGCUUGAGCCGAUUGACCAGAAUCGACUGUACAUUCCGCAUCGAGCGGUCGUACGCACGGAAAUUGCAACGACCAAACUGCGAGUUGUGUUCAAUGCAACCAGCAGAACGGUCGGAGGGCGAUCCCUAAACGACGUCCUGCAUGUCGGACCAAAAUUACAGAACGAUAUCACCUCGGUUUUAACGAGGUGGCGUCUGUAUGAGUACGUUCUGGUGGCAGAUAUCGAGAAGAUGUUUCGGCAAAUCCUCGUCGCCCCACAGGACCGUCGUUUCCAAUGCAUCGUAUGGCGCGCGUCAAACGACGAAAAGCUCAAAGCUUUCGAAUUGAAUACCGUAACAUACGGUACGGCGUGCGCCCCAUAUUUAGCGAUGCGUACCCUCCUCGAAUUAAAGGAGCAGGAUGGAGAGAGGUACCCUCUCGCCGCUCCGAUCCUCGAGAGGGACAUAUACGUCGACGACGUAUUUAUGGGAGCGUCCAACAAAACCCUGCUGGAGAAAAUUCGCAAGCAAGUCUGCGAUCUCCUGCAGGGCGGUGGGUUCAAGUUGAGGAAAUGGGCUGGAAACUCCGCGAAAUUAUUGCGGAACAUCCCCCAAGGUGCUCACUCCCACGCCGUAGACCUCACUCUGUUCGACGAUUCCGAACUGAAAGUGCUUGGUCUACGAUGGAUCCCAUCCGGAGACUACUUCCAUUUCGAUCUGCAACGGUUUCAACCGUCUGCGUUACCGAUGACAAAAAGAAAUUUGUUCUCGGAGAUCGCGAAGCUCUUCGAUCCCCUCGGCUGGUUAUCACCAGUCGUAAUCCGUGCAAAAAUUCUGAUGCAGUCCCAAUGGCUGGAGAAAAUCCAGUGGGACGACCAAAUUUCCACGGACACGCAAAAAACGUGGAACACGUUUUGCAGGGAUUGGAGCAGUCUCAAAGAACUAAAAUUCCCGAGAUGGAUCCAAUACGGAGCCGACGCAGUUACUGUGGAACUACACGGAUUCUGCGAUGCAUCACUCGCUGCCUAUUCGGCCGUCACUUACUUACGUGUGACGACGAAAAAUAAUGACGUGUUUACGACAUUAAUCAUGGCAAAGACACGAGUGGCUCCGAUAAAAACACAGUCUAUCCCCGUCCUGGAAUUGAAUGGGGCUGUGUUACUUUCCGAGCUCAUAGUGCACGUGAAACGGUCAUUCCCCAUAGAAAUGAGCCGCAUAAUCUGCUGGACAGAUUCCACGAUUGCACUCGCUUGGUUGAAAAAGCAUGCGUCGACAUGGAAGGUUGUGAUAGCCAACCGUGUGUCAAAAAUUCAGACCAUGCUCCCAAAAGCUGAAUGGCGGCACGUUCCCACGCGCUUCAACCCAGCGGAUCUGAAUUCGCGAGGUGUAGACGCCGCAGAACUCAUUCAGUCCGAAUUAUGGAUUUCCGGGCCGAAAUGGCUUCGACAAUCAGAGGAAAAUUGGCCGAAAUCGCCAGCCUCGCUCGAGACCGAGGAGGGUAAACGCGUAUCGCAUACCCUCGUGGCCACUCCGGAAAAGGAAUGGAACUUAGUUUUCCGAUUUUCCCAAUGGAGUAAGCUACAACGUGUGACUGCCUAUUGCCUCCGGUUCCGGAGGCCGGCGGUCGGAGAACGAAGGUCAUUCGAUGCAAAAGUUGUCGAAGCAGCGGAAAUCCAGCGUGCAACGGAAAGAAUUGCACGCUACUUACAGCGUACGCAUUUCGCAGAAGAGUACCGGUGCUUGAAAAAGCGCAAGGGAAUCCCUGCGACAUCUCCUCUAAAGAGCCUAAACCCUUUUCUCGACGAUAAGGAAGUCUUACGAGUGGGUGGAAGGUUGGAGAAUGCGACGCUUGCAUGGGAAACCAAACACCCGAUUAUCCUGCCGAAACAUCAUGUGUCUAACAUGAUAAUCAGGCAAUGCCACGUGGAUACGUUGCACGGGGGUUUACAAUUGACCAUGUACACGGUGAGACAGAAAUUCUGGAUCAUCGGCUGCCGAAACGCGGCGCGCACGGUUAUCCACCAAUGCAUACGAUGCGUGAGAUGGCAAGCAAAUACCUCCACGCAAAUUAUGCAGGAUUUAAUCCCGGAGCGCAGUCGCGCGGCACGACCUUUCUCAAACUGCGGAGUCGACUACGCGGGACCGUAUCGGGUCCGCGACUCCGCCGGUCGUGGGAAAACGGCUCAUAGAGCAUACAUAGGAGUGUUCAUCUGCUUCGCUACGAGAGCCGUGCACAUCGAACUCGUCCAUGAUUAUACGACGAGUGCAUUUCUGGCCGCAUUAGACAGAUUUAUCGCCCGCCGAGGAGUUCCGUCCUGCAUGUUCAGUGAUAACGGAACGAACUUCGUCGGAGCAGAUCGGGAAUUGAAGGAACACUUCAAUACGGUGUAUCAAACCCCAGAAAUGCGAACGAAGUGCGGUCAAAAGGGCAUUAAGUGGAGGUUUAAUCCACCCAGUGCGCCCCACUUUGGUGGUAUGCAAGAAGCCGGCGUGAAAUCGGUGAAACAUCACCUGAAACGCAUCCUCGGCGAAUUUACACCCACAAGCGAGGAAAUGCAGACACUCCUCUGCAAGAUCGCGGCGAGUUUGAAUUCGCGACCGAUCGCCGCUUUGAGUGACUGUCCCGAGGAUUAUGCCCCUCUCACGCCGGGCCACUUCCUAAUAGGCGGACCGAUGAAUGCACUUCCGGUCGAGUCAGUGGAAAAGGAAAAGCUCUCGCGGCUUACGCGAUGGAGAGCGGUCCAGAAAUUCCACGAGCAGCUCUGGAAACAUUGGACGCGAGAUUAUCUCACGCACCUCCAGAAACGCUAUAAGUGGCGCACCACCCAAGUGCAGUUAAAACCGAAUGACUUGGUUUUAGUGCAAAACCCUCUUCUCCCCCCGAAUCAAUGGGAAAUGGGACGAAUCGAGGAAGUAUUACCGGGCCGAGACAGGUGCGUGCGUGUAGUUAAAUUUGUGUGGCUGUAUGCCACGAAGACUACAGCUACCUCCGAAGUGAUAGAACGUUUGAAAAAACAAUCGUCAAUUUUUGGAAAUCCCAGGAGAAUUAUCUCUGAUCAGGGUACAGCUUUCACUUCUCAUGAUUUUCGGGAAUAUUGUAGAUUGGAAGCGAUAGAACAAAUUUUAAUAACUGCGGGAAUGCCAAGGGCUAAUGGUCAAGUGGAGCGUGUAAACAGAACGCUAAUACCAGUAGUGACAAAGUUGUCGGCACCGAAACCGGAAGAGUGGUAUCGCUAUUUGGAUAUUGCGCAGAAAUUUUUAAAUGCAACACCUCAUAGGAGCAUCGGUACAACGCCGUUUAAGUUACUGUUUGGGACAUACCCACGAAUGAAGGAUAAUCGGGAUAUUCGUGAGUUAAUAGAGAAGGAAUGGAUUGAUUUGUUUCAAAGUAACAAGGAAGAGCUGCGGAAUCAAGCUAAGGAAAAUAUUUUGAAGAUUCAGCGUGAAAAUCGUCGCGGAUACGAUAAACAUAGAAAGAAAGCUCGGCAAUACAAAGAGGGAGAGUUGGUUGCUAUAAAGAGAACCCAGUACGGCCCGGGUUUGAAAUUUGCGUCCAAAUUCUUAGGUCCGUAUCGAGUUGAAAGAAUCCUAAGGAAUGAUCGUUUCAUUGUGUGUAAGGUGGGCGAGCACGAAGGUCCGCAGCAGACAUCGACUUUGGCGGAACACAUGAAACCGUGGGUUAAUGAAGCUAGUGAUAUCUCAUCAGGUGAAGAAUGA